This is a messenger RNA of Maniola jurtina (meadow brown), 3692 nucleotides long. RefSeq names its product PHD finger protein 12. NCBI's taxonomy places the organism in Eukaryota, Metazoa, Arthropoda, Insecta, Lepidoptera, Nymphalidae. The record is from RefSeq and is a predicted model, not a curated record. Gene Ontology annotation, biological process: negative regulation of transcription by RNA polymerase II. The transcript has 14 exons. Gene Ontology annotation, molecular function: protein binding; transcription corepressor activity. Gene Ontology annotation, cellular component: nucleus; Sin3-type complex. Bases 258 to 2594 code for a protein of 778 amino acids.
UGAGUCAAACAGUAAACCUCAGAACAAUAACCUGUAUAUCUAAAAUUUAAGAAAUUAAUAAAUUAAUUUUUAUUUUCUAUCGUGUUUUUAAGAUUUAUCGGUGACCAACAACAUUAUGUUAUAAUUUUCAUCUCAUUGAGGAAGACGGAAGUUUCCGAUGUAACAAGCUACAAAGAAAAAUUAGUGCCCAUUCCACUGAUGUCUGAUAGUUCGGACUUCGGCGCAUCGGCUGUGGAGUUCAACGCAAAAUUGGCAAAAUGUCUAACGUGGGAUAUGAUCUUGACACGUCUGGCGGACUUAUGCCGCUGAUUCGAGCGCUAAUAAAACCGCCAGAUGAGGAGAUAAGCACUCAAAAGCCAAAGAAAACUCAACACCCUUACUACAAGCGGCCAGGGAAAGGACAUAAUCAUGAUUCUUGUGAUGCGUGUGGUGAAGGAGGUGAUUUAAUAUGCUGUGACCGUUGCCCUGCCAGCUUCCAUCUUGGAUGCUAUGAUCCACCUCUGGAUGAAAAUGACAUCCCGUCAGGUCUCUGGCUGUGUCGCGAGUGCUGUGCCAAUGACGAGAAGCCAGCUAGCACCCGCUCCAGCCGGGCACAGUCGCCUGCUGACAACAAAUCUGACACUGAUAAGAAGACCAGAUCGCAAAGGAGCAGUCGCGCUAACUCUCUCAACAAGAAGAAGAAAGAUGACAAGGAAGAUGAAGAGAUCAAGAAAGAGCCAGAACCGGAACAUGAACUAACACCAAUGGAGAUCUUGGUGAAGGCGGCCAAAGUUAUGAACCCUAAACAGUUUGAGUUGCCGCGGGAAAUGAAGAUCCCUUGUAUAUUCCCUGGCACUGAAAAAGAGGGAAACGGGAAAAACGGUAACGGCGUGGUGACCGUGGACGCUUGGGGCUGCGUGCCUCUGCCAGCGAAGUCUUGCUUCGUGUGUCGCGCCACGUGCAAGCUGGCCCCGCUGCUGCAGUGUGACUAUUGCCCGCUACUCUUCCACCAGGACUGCUUGGAUCCACCACUGACUGCCCUUCCUACAGGAAGAUGGAUGUGUCCCAAUCACGUCGAACAAUACAUUGACUGGAAAUUGGUGCGGUCUAUCUCCGCAACAGAACGUGCAGCGUUAUGGGAGCGGUUCAGUGGGCCCGUAGACCAGCACGCGGUCAAGGUCGACUUCAUACGUCGCGCGCGUAACCCUAGACCCUCCUUCCGGGUGAAAGUUCCGGUGGGUAUGCGCGGACGCGUGGUGGUGCCGCGCAUGGUGCGCCUGCACUACCGCCGCCCCCCGCCUCUGCUGCCCUCCCGCCGCGAGCACGUGCGCUGCGAGAAAGUACUCAAACACCUCAAAGCCGGUGGUUCCUACGAAGACUCCGAUGAAGAUGACGUGACGCAGAUAUGCAUGAAUCUGUCUUGCCCGGAGUACACUGGCGAAGGGAAAUGCCCCCUGCAGUCGCCGAAACUGAAGGGGGCCACUAAAAAGGACGCCGAUGAGGACCUCAAAGCUAUAGAAGAAAAUGAACCCAAGUUGGAGAGAAACACAGAUUCGAGCGACUUUUCAGACUCCGACUUCGAGCACCUAACAGCAUCCGUAAAGAAGCGCAAAGUGUCUCAAAGCGAAGACAAGAGUCCCGGCAAGCGCGGCUCGAAGCCUCAACGCUUGGAGCUCUGUGCGGAAGAAGGCGUCGAGGAGCUGCUGGCCACCGUCGAGGAGCAGCUGCAGAAGCUGGACGAGAGGCUCAUCAAACUGCUGGCUUGGCAACGGCUGCAACAGGUAGCCGCAGGCGAGGCGGGCGCAGGGCGCUGGCGCCGCAGCGGCACCGGCACGUGGGGCCCGCGCGCCGCCUCCGCGCUGCGUGCCGCCACGCGUGCCCGGCUCGCUAAGCUCGGCGUGCGGCGCUUGCCCCUACCAUCGGAGCUGUUACCGCGUGCCGAUCGAGAACGGAUCGCGGCGACAGUGUGGGGCCCCGCGCCGCCGCCCGCGCCGUCUCCGGUGCCCAAGCCGCCGCACCCCGCGCUGGACCUUGCCGAUGCGCUUGUUAAGGCUGCGUUAUGCGAGCUGAAGCCGCCUGCCAAAAAUGGCGGCGAAGCGGCGUUGGGUCGCGCGAUUCCGAUGCGCCUGUCGUCUCUGAGCAUCGGCAGCGACGGCGCUUGCGACGUGGUGUUGGACGGCCGCUGCCGCCGCGUGUCGCCGCGACACGCGAUUAUAUUCUGUGACGAGGUGACGCAUCACUUCGAGCUGAUCAACUAUUCGGAGUGGGGCACGCGCGUGAACGGCGUGCUUUACGCCUGCGACCUGUCGCACGACAGCGCGGCCGACGCGCCGCCGCCGCCCGCCGCCGAGUCGCGCGCGCAGGCGCUGCGGCAAGUCGUGCGCCACAGGAGGACCAAACCUCCGCGACUGAACGGCUCUCUCACGGUACCAAUAGAAGAAGAGUCAGAAUGCACUUGUCCUGGCGCACCACCGCCCGCGAGCGCGGCUUGGGAGGGCUCUGCGCUGGUGCCACAUGGUGCACUGUUGCAGUUCGGAUGCCGCAUGUACGUGUUCAGCAUCACUGACCAUCAGACCUUCCCGCACCAACCUGAGGUGGAUGAACCUGCUCUGUGAAUAAAGUACGCCGAAGAAGCCCUAUGGCACCACACGGUGCCAUGUCAGUGUUAUAUCGCAAGUUUUUGUUGUUCUAAUAUUAUAGAGGAAACUGGGGUUCUGUUUGGCACUACACGGCGCCGUGUUUUUGUGCCACAUGGCGUCAUGUUAUGAAUUUUUGUCACUCGGUUUCGUAGUUCUAAUAGUAUAGAGGAAAUGAGGUUUCGUUAUGAUAUGGGACGUCGUGGCUUACUUCUGUACCGUGGUUUUUUGUGCCAUGUUAUGGUUGAAGUCAAAUAUUUAUGUCACUCGGUUUCGUAGUUCUAAUAGCAUAGAGUAAAUGAGGUUUCGUUUUGACACAACACGGUGCAAUGCAUGCCGCCAUGUUAUGAUAUGGGACGUUGUGGCUUACUUCCAUACCGAAAGAAGCCCAAUUUGGCAUGCAAAUAGCCCUGAUGCCCAGGGUUGGGAGGGCUUUGCUCUGUUACCACACGGCGCCGUGUUGUAGGUCGGAUGCCGUUCGGCUCAUAAUUGUUCAACAUCACUGACCAUCUAACCUUCCUGCACCACCUUGAGGUGGAUGACCCUGCGCUUUGUAGUUAUCAUAAUAUUAUAAGAUAAAUGGCGAAGGAUUCGUUUCAGCACCGCACCGUGGUUUCACUUAUUUGUGCCACACGGCGCCAUGUCUAAGUUUUGAAUCACGCCGUGUUUCAGUUAUGUUGAUUAAUAUUAUGAUACAGAAUAGACAUUUUGGCACCACACGACACCGUAUUAUCAUCAUUGUAAACCGAUAGACGUCCACUGCUGGACUGCCUGGACAUGUCUCUGGUAGGGGCCUCGCCAUGGUGUUGUACUUUUAAUAGCGUGGAGAAUUCUUCAAGAUUGCAGUUGAUUUGGUGUCAUCACUUGUCACCCUUUUUCAAUUCUUUAGCAUGUUAUACAAUCUACGUCUUUAUGGAAUCAUUACAUGAUUAGAGUUAUAGGACCAAAUUAAAAAAAAAAAUUUGAUUACAAUAAUAUUCAUAUUGCUGUAUUUCGAAUUAACUAAAAUUAAAAGUUGUAUCCCAAUUGGCAUUAUUAUUAAAUUACUUGUUCGUAUUUUGCUUCUAUGAAAAACUU